GGAAACAAACAGUGCGACUGGCCGUGCAUGAGCCCCUGAAACAGCAACUGAACAACUGGGAACCCCACCACGUUGCCUCCGCACACGCACCGGAGCUCUCAGUGGAGGUUUCAUAGCAACCCGACCUGGAACAUCCCCGCCAACUCACCAGCUAGGAACCAACACUAGCACCUGCCUCCAUCACCCGUCGCGCCGCCAUUUCGACCUUCACCGAGUAAACAAAACAAACAACGAGAGUAUCAGGAACACCGACCCAGAAAACACCGUCAAGAUGGCGACCGCAGACCCCUUUGAUUCCGCCCUCGACCUCCUCCGCCGCCUCAACCCCAAACACACGGCCGAGCACCUCAACAACCUCAUCACCCUCGCCCCCGACCUGACCGAAGACCUUCUCUCCUCCGUCGACCAGCCCCUGACCGUCAAGCGCUGCAAGCAAACCGGCCGCGACUACCUGCUAUGCGACUACAACCGCGACGGCGACAGCUACCGCUCGCCAUGGAGCAACCAGUUUGACCCCCCUCUCGAGGGCGGCAAUCAGGGCGGUAGUGGAGGAGAUGGUGAAGGUGAUGGGGGAGAAGGUGGUGCUGCGGGAUCAAUCAUGCCUGGCGAGAGGGUGAGGAAGAUGGAGAUCAAGGCCAAUGAGGCGUUUGAUGUGUACAGGGAGCUGUAUUAUGAGGGCGGUGUUAGUUCGGUGUAUUUCUGGAAUUUGGAUGAUGGGUUUGCGGGGGUGGUGUUGUUGAAGAAGUCCUCCCCAACCAACCCCUCCUCCUCCGGCGUCUGGGACUCCAUCCACGUCUUCGAAGCCUCGGAGCGCGGCCGCACCUCCAACUACCGCCUCACCUCGACCGUCAUCCUCUCGCUGGCCACCAAGGGCAACACGCUCGGCGAGGUCGAUCUCUCGGGUAACAUGACGCGCCAGGUCGAGCAGGACCUGCCCGUCGAGAACGACGAGAGCCACAUUGCCAACAUUGGCCGCCUGGUGGAGGACAUGGAGCUCAAGAUGCGCAACCUGCUGCAGGAGGUCUACUUUGGCAAGGCCAAGGAUGUCGUGGGCGAUCUGAGGAGUGUCGGAUCCCUGAGCGAGGGACAGAGGGAUCGCGAUGCGCAGAUGGAGAUUAUUGGGAGUAUGAGGAAAGCGUAAGCCAGCCACUUGAGGUGGCUGCGGUGACAAGGGGAAAUGGUGGCAAAGCGAGCGGAAUGCUAUUGCAGUGCGAUUAGCAGGCGUAUUUGAAACGUAUUUUUGAGAGAGGACGGCGAACAUGUUUCUGCUAGGUAUACUCAUAUCUCUCUAAGCAAAUUCUAGUAAUAAUUCAUCACAAAGUUGUCCA
Molecule: messenger RNA, 1328 nt
Organism: Neurospora tetraspora
Lineage: Eukaryota; Fungi; Ascomycota; Sordariomycetes; Sordariales; Sordariaceae
Product: F-actin capping protein beta subunit
Exons: 3
Coding region: 272-1141 (289 amino acids)
Biological process (GO): cell morphogenesis; barbed-end actin filament capping; actin cytoskeleton organization
Cellular component (GO): F-actin capping protein complex; actin cortical patch; cytoplasm
Molecular function (GO): actin filament binding
Source: RefSeq, a predicted model, not a curated record